Molecule: messenger RNA, 653 nt
Organism: Temnothorax curvispinosus
Lineage: Eukaryota; Metazoa; Arthropoda; Insecta; Hymenoptera; Formicidae
Exons: 4
Biological process (GO): regulation of transcription by RNA polymerase II
Cellular component (GO): transcription regulator complex; nucleus
Source: RefSeq, a predicted model, not a curated record
UUUUUUAAUACAGAUGAUGGAAAAAUAAUACGACGAAAUGCGAUAAAUAAUGGCAAAGAGGACAUCACAUUAGAUGAAACUAGUCAGUACGAAGAAUCGACGAUGGUCGAUAAUUCUUCUGAGUCUACGGAUAUAGACGAAUUACUUAUUGAAGAAGUUUCUAAACAUGAAGUAUUAUAUAAUUACAGUAUACUUGUUCAACAACGCAAUCGAACUGUAACUACUGAAACGUGGACAAAAGUUUCAAAAGCUUUGGAAGGGCGUUUAGACCCGAAACAAGCCGCCAAAAAAUGGAAGACGCUACGAGAUAGUUACUCUCGUGAGCAAGCCAAGGAGAAAUUGCCAAGUAGAGCAGCACGUCCUACUUCAAAGCGAAAGUGGAAGCAUUUCGAUAGAAUGGAUUUUUUGCGUGAUACAAUUUAUAGAAAAAAAACAAGUGAUAAUCUUCUUAGUGACGAAAAUGAAAAUAUACCACCCAUUCCAAAAAGACGACAAAAUGGAACAGCAUUUUUUGUUUUUAAUCGACCGUGUCGACGGGUGGCACAGCGUCAACCUCUGCACUCGAUAAAAUUGCAGAUGCAAUUACUGCAAUUAGCGCAAUUCCUAAUGUGCAAUUGCCAACGUUACCACUUCCAGACAACAAACAGGAUGAG